GCUCACAUUUUCUUUGAUGACGCCAUGGAGUUGGAUGACAAUAAUGAACGUGUGCCCAACCGUUGGGUCAAGGAUCUGGUCAGCUGUAUGGAUGUGGCCUGCAGGUCAGAGAGCUUGUAGUGAAUCUUUUAAAAGAGGCCCACCCUGUGGGCGUGAUGUGUUUACAUUCUAUAAAAUCACCAAUAUUAUUUAAAAGUCAAGACGCUCACAUCAAUGGACUCCCCACCCCCCAUGACCUUUUUUGUUUUUGGAAAAGAAAAAUCCGUUUUACAUAGUCUUGAAAAAAAACAACCCGUCAUUGAAUCGACUGAACCUAUUUUAAUUUUUUUUUUCCCAUUGAAACUCUCCCAAACUUCUUAACAUUUUUAUAUUUUUAUUUCAGUCCAUGGUAAGCCAAUGAAAGUUCAUCCACCCACCAGUCCCCACACCUUAUGGUGGACAGCUUAUCUGGCAGAUGCCAGGAGAAAAUCUGCUCUUUGUUCACAUGAAGGACAUGUCCAAAAUCAGAAACAGAAAAAGAUGGUCUCAGGUAAAUGAUAAACUAAUGAAAUUUGUUGAUUUAUGAUUGGAAUGUAAUUAAAUUUAAUUUGAUUUCUGCAACUGGCUGACAUAAGAUAUGAGAUUGAGCUUACGUACUGCUAUCCCAAUGAAGCAGACAUAAUUGUUUUCUUUGUUCAUCAGCACCAUCAUAUACAUGAUAUUUUUACCUAAAAGUAUUUUUUGAAAAAUGACAUUGGUUUCAAUUUUGGAGAAAUUGAUUAUGAACCAACCUUUGAAGAGCUGAUAAUGACGUUAAAAUUUUGCUUUGUUCCUAGCAUUUUAACAUAGUAUUUAUUUGAGUAUCUCUUAUCUAGAAAUUCUAUAUUAAUUGUUAAAUUAAUAAUUUUGUUGGGAAAUAUGUUUCCAACAAAUUUAUUUUUUAAAAGCUUUUGAGGUAACUAAUAGUAUUUUUUUUUAAAAAUUAGUCAGUAAUUCUAUCUUUAAAUUUGGAUUUUAAAUAACAUUUCUGUCUUCAAUAUGUUACAUUUAAUUAUGUUGCUGUUUUUUCUAGGUGAUGUAUAUGUAUUACCUACUGGGAUAUCGU
Molecule: messenger RNA, 1084 nt
Organism: Lymnaea stagnalis (great pond snail)
Lineage: Eukaryota; Metazoa; Mollusca; Gastropoda; Lymnaeidae
Source: the annotation of a GenBank genome assembly